Molecule: messenger RNA, 1770 nt
Organism: Nannospalax galili (Upper Galilee mountains blind mole rat)
Lineage: Eukaryota; Metazoa; Chordata; Mammalia; Rodentia; Spalacidae
Gene: Pdgfd
Product: platelet derived growth factor D
Exons: 7
Coding region: 1-1050 (349 amino acids)
Biological process (GO): positive regulation of ERK1 and ERK2 cascade; positive regulation of MAP kinase activity; positive regulation of cell migration
Cellular component (GO): membrane
Molecular function (GO): growth factor activity; platelet-derived growth factor receptor binding
Source: RefSeq, a predicted model, not a curated record
AUGACUUUGAGGAAGGUGCUUGGUCUCCCUAUUCUCCAGAAUCUUCAAAUGUCCAAUGAUGAGAGCAAUCACCUCACAGACUUGUACCGAAGAGAUGAAACCAUCCAGGUGACAGGCAGCGGUCACGUGCAGAGUCCUCGCUUCCCCAAUAGCUAUCCCCGGAACCUGCUUCUGACAUGGCGGCUCCGCUCCAAGGAGAAAACACGGAUACAACUGGCCUUUGAUCAUCAGUUUGGACUAGAGGAAGCAGAAAAUGAUAUUUGUAGGUAUGAUUUUGUGGAAGUUGAAGAUGUGUCUGAAACUAGUACCAUCAUUAGAGGAAGGUGGUGCGGACACAAAGAAGUCCCCCCAAGGAUAACCUCAAGAACAAACCAAAUUAAAAUAACGUUCAAGUCUGAUGACUACUUUGUGGCAAAACCUGGAUUCAAAAUUUAUUAUUCGUUUGUGGAAGAUUUCCAACCCGCAGCAGCCUCAGAGACCAACUGGGAAUCGGUCACAAGUUCUAUCUCUGGGGUGACCUAUCGCUCUCCAUCGGUAACAGACACCACUCUCACUGCGGAUGCCCUGGACAAAACAAUUGCAGAAUUCGAUACUGUGGAAGAUCUGCUGAAGCACUUCAAUCCAGAGUCUUGGCAAGACGAUCUGGAGAACUUGUAUCUGGACACCCCUCACCAUAGAGGCAGGUCAUACCAUGAGCGGAAAUCAAAAGUGGACCUGGACAGGCUCAACGAUGACGUCAAGCGUUACAGUUGUACUCCCAGGAAUCAUUCGGUCAAUCUCAGGGAGGAGCUGAAGUUGACCAACGUGGUCUUCUUUCCCCGCUGCCUCCUGGUGCAGCGCUGUGGAGGAAACUGUGGCUGUGGAACCAUCAACUGGAAGUCCUGCACGUGCAGUUCAGGGAAAACGGUGAAAAAGUAUCACGAGGUAUUGAAGUUUGAGCCAGGCCAUUUCAAGAGAAGGGUCAGAGCUAAGAAGAUGGCUCUUGUUGAUAUCCAGUUGGAUCACCACGACCGGUGCGAUUGUAUCUGCAGCUCAAGACCACCUCGAUAAAACAAUGUGCACGUACUUAAAUUAAGCACGAAGGAACCUUUAGUUUAAGGAAGAUGUGCUAAGGGACACUUGUCCCUCAGCAGCCAAACUUGCUUCUAGUCUGCAAUGUAAUGAAUAAAGGUGAAACCUCGCUUUAUUAGUGCCAUGGCAAGCCAAAGGAUGUAGCAUCAACUUCUAUAGCCAUGAAUAUAAGAAUGCAUUUUAAUAGCAGUAUACAAGGAUGUGUAUACGUACCCAGGUACAUGUCUGUUGCCGUGUGUGUGUGUGUGUGUGUGUGUGUGUGUGUGUGUGUGAGUGUAAAUAGAUCAACUGUUCAGUAUUUUUAACCAGGUCUGCCAGAGAUAACAAAUGAUUACAUUAUUAGACUCUUGAUACUUUGCCAAAAUACAAAAUGUGUCAAAUACCUGAAACAUUUCCUUAUGGCAUUCAGAAGAUAAAUUUCUUUUUUAAGCUUUUAUCACAAAACAUUUUAGGUCUUGCUGUCGUACAGAAAGCAUUUUGUUCAUUAAAAACAAAAGAUGAGACUUUAUUAUGCAUAUACCUUAAUUAUAAGAAGGAAAAAACAUAUAGUAAAUACUUUAAAUAUCCCCACGAAACGCAGUGCACACAAAUGUGGACCGAAAUUACCUGUCUCAGAAACUAUACCAAACUAACAUUGGAGGGUUAGAAGUCAAAGCACUAAGUUCCCUUUUUAAUGUAUAUUUAUAUUGAAUUUUUGUG